AUGAAGGACACCAUUAUCACAGCCAUGAGGGAAAUCGAACAUGACGUCAACGGAGCCAAGACGUGUAUCCAGUUUGUGGAGAGGACCUCACAGACUAAGUAUAUCAACAUCGUGGCCAGAGAGGGGUGCUGUUAUAGCCUUGGAGGCAAAGAAAAAAAUUUCGUAAAGAAGACGACCUCGGAAGCCACCACCCAAGGCAUCGCCUACGACUUUGACUCCAUCAUGCACUACGGACCCUACCUGCACGCCAAAGACACAUCCAAACUGACCCUAGCACCGAAACCGGGGAAAGCUGUUGGAGUGGAGAUGGGCCAGCGACUGUACCUGUCAGACGCUGACGUCACAAGAAUCCAGAAAUAUUAUGGGUGUCCAAUAGAUACCAGCCACAUUACCCGUGUGACACAGACAGGAUAUUGUAUUUUUCUCAGCCUAGAUUGGCCCCGACAGGCACAGUCGGAAGCCGCCUCCUAA
Aplysia californica (California sea hare) is the source of this 471-nucleotide messenger RNA. Its product is annotated as astacin-like metalloendopeptidase. The record is from RefSeq and is a predicted model, not a curated record. The transcript is spliced from 5 exons. Gene Ontology annotation, biological process: proteolysis. Gene Ontology annotation, molecular function: metalloendopeptidase activity. The coding region runs from base 1 to 471 and encodes 156 amino acids. NCBI's taxonomy places the organism in Eukaryota, Metazoa, Mollusca, Gastropoda, Aplysiida, Aplysiidae.